Penicillium olsonii is the source of this 1008-nucleotide messenger RNA. The record is from the annotation of a GenBank genome assembly. Lineage: Eukaryota; Fungi; Ascomycota; Eurotiomycetes; Eurotiales; Aspergillaceae.
AUGAAAUUCAAAACACAAGAUCGAAUUAUCAUUGUACUUGGGGCUACAGGAAACCAAGGCAAAGGAGUAGUGAGUUCACUUUUAAGUGACAGUGCGCGGGGACCGUGGAACGUCCGCGCAGUCACCAGGGAUGUCAACUCUGUCUCAGCCCAGCGUCUUUUGAAUGAUUUUCAAACCCCCGACCACCGUCUGAGCCUCGCCAAUGGAGAUAUCUUUGAUGUGGAAAGCCUCAAGGUCGCUUUUCGCGGGGGUUAUGGUGUGUUUGCGGUGACGAGCGAAACCAACUCGAGAACGAUUGAAACCGAAGACGACCUGAAGCAGGAGCUUGAAAGUGGGAAGAACAUUGUUUCUGCCGCGAAGGAUUGCGACAUUCAGCACUUUGUUUUUAGCAGCCUGCCUGACAUGAAACGGGCGACCGCAGGCCGAUUUGACAAGCUUUUCCACAUGGAUCAUAAGUUUGUCAUUGAGCAGUGGGCGAAGCAAGCCUUGCCUGCGGUCACUUGCCUUCUUCCAGGUCUCUUCUUCACCAACUUGAAUCGCCCGCAGUAUUGUCGAAGAGAAGCAAAUGGGAUCGUUCGCUUCUGCCCCCCGAUUCCGUCGACAAAAUUUGUUGAAUGGGUUGAUCCUGUUUAUGAUAUGGGAAUUUUCGCCGCAGAGGUAUUCGCUUUAGGCAUCGCGAAAACAAAGAACAAGAAUUAUAUUGUUUGCAGUCCGAAAUUACGGAUGGAUGAGUUUGCGUCUACAUUCACAAGAGUAACUGGCCAGCCAGCGAUUUAUUCCCCAAUAUCAAUCGACGAAUGGGCGGAUAUGGCUUCUAGAGCGGUAGGGGCUGGGUUCAAGGAGGACAUUCGCCAAAUGAUGGAAUGGAUCUCGAUAGCGCCAGAAGACAAGGGAUGCUACGGGGCUCUUGAUCCAGCCGAAGACCCUUCCUGGGAGGAUCUACACCUGCGGGCUAGUACCUUCGAAGAUUGGUUGAGACGUUCCGGGUGGAUGGGUCCCCCCGAGUGA